Molecule: messenger RNA, 1939 nt
Organism: Pelecanus crispus (Dalmatian pelican)
Lineage: Eukaryota; Metazoa; Chordata; Aves; Pelecaniformes; Pelecanidae
Source: RefSeq, a predicted model, not a curated record
AAAACGGCUGUUCCCAAGCCUCUGCGUGGCGGAGCUGCUCGCCUGGCUGCUGUGCUCCCCUGAGCCGCAGACAGCAUGCGGCGCGCCCGGCUCAGCAGGAGGGAACAAAGAUUUCGCAGAGCCCGUGCUCCACGAGAGAGCUUCUGUCAUGAUGGCUUCCAUAGAAUCUCGAAGUUACACGGAAGCCAUUAACCACUCUGUGGUGAUGUCUGACAGCGCUGUGGGCACUAACCCUGCUGUGCUGAGGGCCAGCAUGCAGACGGAUCCUUCCUUUCAGCGCUGUUUUGCAUCUUCAUGUACUGUUUCAACUAACAGUCCUAUUCCAGGGGGAGAAAGCUCUUCUGCAACAGAAUGUCCUUGGCUUGAAAGCAGCCCUAAAGCUUCCCCAUCGCUCCAGCUUUCAGUGGGAAACAGCAGGUCACCAGGAGGUUACCUUGGGCCCUCUGAAUUUUCAAACGCCGUGCAAGAUGUUUCUCUCUUGUCUCAUUUCCAAACUCCAGGACUGCAAGUCGUCACCCUGAGCAGCCUGGAGAAUUCACCAGCAGAGCCACAGCAAGAACCUGCUGUCAGCAGCAGUGCCCGGGCCUACCUGAGCUACAGUGGGGGCAACAGGGGCAGUAGCUCCCCCCCAGAGGAGAAACAAGCUACUUUCAUAGCCAAUGCUAACAUCUCUCCUAAAACCAUGAGCUCAUCAGUGGCAAGUGCCGAGGACAGUGGCUUUUUCACACAAAACUUUCUUACAGUGGCCUCUGGACACAAUAGCCAGAACAGUGCAGUUCAGCAGCACUAUGGAGGGAACUUAGAUGCUCAACCGCCUCUUCCAGAGAAAAAGAGGUCCUCUGAAGGAGACCGUUCCUUUGCCUCCGUGUCACCUUCUUCAAGUGGCUUCUCUAGCCCCCACAGUGGAAGCACAAUCAGCAUCCCCUUCCCAAAUGUCCUCCCAGAUUUCUCAAAAAUGUUAAGCACUUCCCCAGUGCCAGAAAACACAACUGAUAAACACGUGACCGUAAAAUUUGUCCAAGACACAUCCAAGUUCUGGUAUAAGCCAGAUAUUUCAAGAGAACAAGCCAUUGCUGUUCUCAAGGACAAGGAACCUGGGUCAUUCAUUGUUCGAGACAGUCAUUCUUUCCGGGGAGCCUAUGGGCUAGCAAUGAAAGUUGCUACACCACCUCCUUCUGUGCUGCAGUUAAACAAGAAAGUUGGAGAUUUGUCAAAUGAACUUGUAAGGCAUUUUCUGAUUGAAUGCACUCACAAGGGGGUGCGCUUGAAAGGAUGCCCAAAUGAACCAUAUUUUGGGAGUUUGACAGCUCUGGUGUAUCAGCAUUCCAUCACUCCACUGGCAUUGCCCUGCAAGCUCCUCAUCCCAGACAGAGAUCCCUUGGAGGAGAUAGCAGAAACUUCUCCACAAACUGCUGCAAACUCAGCAGCGGAGCUUCUCAAACAGGGUGCAGCAUGUAACGUUUGGUACCUGAAUUCAGUGGAGAUGGAGUCCCUCACAGGCUACCAGGCAGUACAGAAAGCCUUGAGCCUGACACUGAUGCAAGAUCCUUCUCCCAUCUCAACUGUUGUCCAUUUCAAGGUGUCUGCGCAGGGAAUCACAUUGACAGAUAAUCAAAGAAAACUCUUUUUUCGGCGACAUUAUCCAGUCAACACUGUUAUUUUCUGUGCUUUGGAUCCACAGGACAGAAAAUGGAUGAAAGAUGGCCUUUCUGCAAAAGUAUUUGGGUUCGUUGCCAGGAAGCAAGGCAGUGCCACAGACAACGUAUGCCACCUGUUUGCAGAGCAUGAUCCAGAGCAACCUGCCAGCGCCAUUGUGAACUUUGUAUCAAAGGUCAUGAUCGGAUCCCAGAAGAAGAUCUGAUGCCUUUCCAUCCUUGACUCAGAGCUCUUCACUGAAGGAAAGCACUGUGAGAGGGAAAAAGCCUAUUCAGCAGCAAUG